GAAUGGAAGCUAAGCAUUUAGAGCAGUGAAACUUGAAGUCAUUGGAAGUGUCUGUAGUACCAGGACAGACUCAAGAGAAUAUCGUGACACAGCUGAAAGGCUGCGAGGAUGGCACUCACACAAGCUGCGCUGCCCUCCUUCAGGAGUUUCUACUCUUCUCAGGACUCUCUCAAGUGGUGGAAGUCGGACGAUCACCCUCCUCCUGCUCCGACCUCCUCCGAGCUCCAGCCUGACCUUCCCCCCCAGCCCCUGCUGCAGCAAGAGCAGAGGGACCCGAGCAGUGCAUGCUGGGACCUGGAGUUCUUUGUGUCCGGCUUCAACACUCCCGGCUGUGAGCUGGGCUCAGCAUUGGACUGCAACUCCCACCCGCCCCAGCAGGCCAGCGCGAGGCGCGGGAACGGGGGGCUGCACCACCUCAGGGAGAAUUCAGCGGAUCCUAGCAGCAGCUUGAUGGCCGAUCUGCUGGCGUCUCAGCAGGUUCCAUCGACCUACCCCACUGUGGAUAGCCAGGCUCACUACACUGGGCACCAAAAACUGCACCCGAGCAUCGGGGAUCCCUCUAGAGACUGCUUAGGGUUCUUUCUGGGGAACGGGUGGAGUGGAGAUUGGGACCCCAAAGUGACCAGCGGUGCUUCCAUCGAAGGGCAUUUCCACCCAGACCGGGCGUUACAUCACCAGCCUCCCAUGAUGCAACACUUCGGCUUGCUUCAAAAUUACCCCCACAGCGGUUCCUACCAGGACCUGUUCCAGAGCCAGCAAUACCUCCAGUUUCAACCCCCAGAGCACCCCGGCUUGUUCGUCACCCCAGCUCCUCCGUCUUCUUGUUCUUUCAACGCUGGCUUGGCUCUGCUAGCGCCCUCCAGUGACCUGGAGGGGAAGCGCAGGGGCAAGACAGCAGCCAGGAAGCGAGUGGCCGUGCAUUGCUGUGAGCACCCGGGCUGCAGCAAGACCUACACCAAGAGCUCACACCUGAAAGCACACCGACGCACACACACGGGUGAGAAGCCCUACCACUGCACCUGGCAGGGCUGCGGCUGGAAGUUCGCCCGCUCCGAUGAGCUGACCCGACAUUACCGCAAGCACACCGGCCAGCGCCCGUUCCAGUGCCAGCGGUGCGAGCGGGCAUUCUCCCGGUCCGACCACCUGGCGCUGCACAAGAAGCGACACGCCUGAACACGCGGCACGCAAUCCACGCAGCGCACGGAUCCUUCAUUCAGCUAAAACCCAACUGCAGUGCCCCCCCUAGUGGCCAGAUCCAUGUAGCGCGUAUCACAGUUGCCUGUAAUGCUUUGAGUAAAUGAGAUGAAAAUCGAAACCAAGCAGAAACGAACAAGUAAAUGAAGCAUCGUGGGAGAGACAAGUGAGCGGUGGGCUGGUGUUUAAACCAUAUACCAUUAAAAACAUAUAUAGAACUAGACCCGCCAACGGCUGACUUUGAGUGAGAUGCAUGCUUAUAGAUCUGCCGCUGAGAGGAGAGAGCGCUGUAAGCAAUGUAAACAGGCAGAUAGGCGCAGCGUUUAUCCGGGUUUCAUUCAUUUAGCUUCAAUACAAUUAUAUUUUUAAACUUGGAUUCUAAACUAUUAAAUUAUUCUACAAAUCUUGCAAUGUCUGAUUAAUUGAUUUUAGUUGCAAAAUCAAAAAUCAAGAUACACACACAUAGCCCUCAAAGCAAUAUAGGAGGCUGUGUGGUCCAGUGGUUAAAGAAGAGGGCUUGUAACUAGAAGGUCCCUGGUUCAAAUCCCACCUCAGUCACUGACUCAUUGUGUGACCCUGAGUAAGUCACUUAACCUCCUUGUGCUCCGUCUUUCGGGUGAGACGUAGUUGUAAGUGACUCUGCAGCUGAUGCAUAGUUCACACACCCUAGUCUCUGUAAGUCGCCUUGGAUAAAGGCGUCUGCUAAAUAAACACAUAAUAAUAUAUGUAUCUAAGGUUGUUUACUUCCUCUUCGAUGUCUUUGAGUUUCUCUCUACAGACAGUGUCCUUCAGAGCUGUAAUAAAUCUCCUUUUCUUUAUAAAAACAUGUUUUUGCUGCACAUUUCUUAUCCAUAGACAACAGAAAUGAAUGCUUACUGGAAUAAUACGUUUGUAUACAUUUACAUGAACUGUAUGUAAUUAAACCGGACAUUUCGAGACAGGAUUAAACAUUGUUAAUCCGUAUCAGUUUCUAAAUGAAAUCGCGGAUAUUUGACAACGAGUGAAGCUUUUAUUAAGAAUGAAUAUAUAAAUGAAUUAAACCCGGAUAAACGCGGCGCGUAUCUGCCUGUUUACAUUGCUUACAGCCCUCUCUCCUCUCAGCGGCAGAUCUAUAAGCAUCCAAGUGACUGACUGUUAUUUAUGUGAAUUAAUUAAUGCCUAUAUUAUGUCAAGAAACAUUUUGCCAGGGCAAGCGCUCUGUGAAAGUGCUCUCCGCUGUUUACUAACUCCGCCUUCAGCAGCAGCUUACUGGCUGCAAAGCGCGUCAGUCAUUAGGGGGAGGAGCUGGUUGGUUACUGCUGGGUAAGAAAGGACGAAAGGGGUGGAGCCAAUUUCACCCUCCAGGAAGUCAAUCUGAAAGCAUGCCUUGCAAACUGAGAUUUCUUCAACCGAGUGCACUGUAGCACCAGAAACACGUGUUUCUUUCAAAACUGCACAUUUCUAGACUUAUAAAGUGAAUGCCGGUUCAUGGCCAGGGGAAAGGUAUGGAAUGUGUGGAAUUAGCUCCAGUCACUGCUGAACUGCAGUUAACAACAUGCACGGGCUGAGCACUGCCCUGUAGUUUUAACGCUGUGAUGCUGCGAUGCCAGGGGGCUGUGAUUGCAGCCGUGUGGAUCCGUGCGCAACGCUGUGACGCUGCAGCUUUGUAAAUGGACCGCCUGCUCAAAUGCUGAAUAUUGUGCCUUUCUCUUUUAUUUGUAUUUGAAUGUUAAUAAAGUUUGGAGCAGUGUGGAGUAGUGGUUAGGGCUCUGGACUCUUGACCGGAGGGUCGUUGGUUCAAUCCCAGGUGGGGGGGACACUGCUGCUGUACCCUUGAGCAAGGUACUUUACCUAGAUUGCUCCAGUAAAAACCCAACUGUAUAAAUGGGUAAUUGUAUGAAAAAAAAUAAUGUGAAAUAGUGUAUAAUGUGAUAUCUUGUAACAAUUGUAAGUCGCCUGGGUAGGGGUGUCUGCUAAUAAAUAAUAAUAACAUUAUACAUGGUAAACUAUAAUUUACAAUCGUAUUAUCUUUGACGUCACUAUCGGAGUUGAUAAAGUAAUGUUACAGUUACAAGUUACUUGCACACAAGUGUAACUCGUUACAGUAACGCAUUACCGUCUGUGUGUCACUGAAAAUAAACCCUAAAUAUUUGUCAUAGCAUGUUACACCACACGGGGGCAGCAAAGCUGUGAUUGUAACGUUACGGAGGCGCAGUUCAGUCAGGCUUUCGGGAAACUCGUUGUAUUCCACUCGCUAACUCCCCCCCUUUAGAUACUGAUGAUAACCUCCUGCUGCUGUAAAGCAAAAAUCACAAAAAUUUUGGAUCCAAGCACAGCCCUCGACCUUCCCCUGGAUGAAAGAGGAGAUCAUGCAGAGUUUGGUUGCGCUGGCUCCUGCGGGUCCGAAUGCAGAAAGAAACAGACAGACAGACAAACCUUUAUAUAUUAAGAACAACAACGACAACAACAACAACACAUUGCCAAUAUUGCUAUAAUAAUGAUAUUAUUGAAUUGUAUUUUGUCACACUUGUACUUGCUUGAACCAAAAGUCAUUGUAUUUAUCUUGCUCUUAAUUGUAUUACUUGUAUUCUAGCACUUGAAAUGUAUUUGCUUACGAUUGUAAGUCGCCCUGGAUAAGGGCGUCUGCUAAGAAAUAAAUAAUAAUAAUAAUAAUAAUAAUAAUAAUAAUAAUAAUAAUAAUAAUAAUAAUAAUAAUAAUAAUAAUAAUAAUAAUAAUAUAUUGAAAUGUACCAAGACUUUAAACUUUUGUUACGUUUCCCAGUACCUCGUGUUAAAUUAGAGCUUCAAACACGUAGAACAGAUAAGAGACGCGCUCUUCAGUUUGGUUUUCUGAGGCUGGGUUUGUUCACGCUUAAAAAGACGGUGUUCUUUAACCCGGUUCGUUUUCCCGGUACAAUAAUAAUAAUACACUGUUGGAGAAAUUGAUAGCAAUGUUAUUGUUGCUGUUGGCACGCCGAGGACGGAUACAGGGUUACUGAAAUCCGCGCCUUACGUGCGUCAGAACCGUACAUUAACAAGAAAGAAAAGAGAACAUUGCAGAACAGAGGCCAGCUAUUGCAUUGCAGGAAGCAAAAGUGAGUAGCACUGUAACUCAACACGGGAUGGAUUUCCUAACACAGAACAAGUAGCUAUGAGACUGUAAGAGCCUCCCUUUCUCUGUCUCUGCUGCACCAGCACAGAGGGAGGCUGUUCAGAGAGUAUAAGAGCCUCUCUUUCUCUUUCUCUGCUGCACCAGCACAGAGCAGAGGGAGGCUGUUCAGAGAGUAUAAGCGCCUCCCUUUCUCUUUCUCUCCUCCUCCAGCACAGAGGGAGGCUGUUCAGAGAGUAUAAGAGCCUCCCUUUCUCUUUCUCUGCUCCACCAGCACAGAGCAGAGGGAGGCUGUUCAGAGAGUAUAAGAGCCUCUCUUUUUCUUACUCUGCUCAACCAGCACAGAGCAGAGGGAGGCUGUUCAGAGAGUAUAAGAGCCUCCCUUUCUCUUUCUCUGCUCCAGCAGCACAGAGGGAGGCUGUUCAGAGAGUACAAGAGCCUCCCUUUCUCUUUCUCUGCUCCAGCAGCACGGAGCAGAGGGAGGCUGUUCAGAGAGUAUAAGAGCCUCCCUUUCUCUUUCUCUGCUCCUCUAGCACAGAGGGAGGCUGUUCAGAGAGUAUAAGAGCCUCCCUUUCUCUUUCUCUGCCCCACCAGCACAGAGCAGAGGGAGGAUGUUUAGCUCUUACACUGACUUACUGAAACUUUACCAAGGGUAACAUUAGAGUGGUCAAAACCACACUUUCACAAAUAAUGUGAUCCAGAAAUAGCUAGAUAAAAGAAAAGAAAAAACAAACGGUCCUCUCUGUGAUUUAAUCUGAUAUGACGCUCUCUCCGCGGCUGAAUGUAUAAAAAGACACGUCUCUGAACCUCACUGUGGAAAGGCAGAAGCAGGCCUUGUAAACAUGAAGUGAUCCGAGGCCAGGGGCUGUCCUGAAACGCUCCUCUGACUACAGGGGGAGUGAAGUGGACCAUUCUCCCCACUAGGGGGAGUAGAACACUGUCACUUAUGAAGUUAGGGGAUGAUAUUAGGGCUGCGCGUGUUUCAGUGCUCGACGCUGUGCAAUUAAUUUCUUAACAAACUUAUCCAGGGUUACAAUUGUUACAAGAUAUCACAUUAUUUUUACAUACAAUUCCCCAUUUAUACAGUUGGGUUUUUACUGGAGCAAUCUAGGUAAAGCACCUUGCUCAAGGGUACAGCAGCAGUGUCCCCCCACCUGGGAUUGAACCCACGACCCUCCGGUCAAGAGUCCAGAGCCCUAACCACUACUCCACACUGCUGCCCCGAUGUUUAUUGCCAUCACAUGAAGACCUCGGUCUUUGUUGGACUCUCUCCAGGGCCACAAUGUCCCUUUGUUGUCGUGGGGACCCGAACUGGACACACCAUGCAGUCUCACAUAAUACAACCUCAUCCUCGCCUCCUCAAACUCCUACUUUUGUCAUUAUACCCAAGCAUUAUUAUUUUUUGUGCCGCUGCUCAGAUUGAUGUUAGUUUUAUUUUUGUGUGUGUGUGUGUGAUGUGGGACAGUGCUUUGUACUGUUUUGGAAAACCCCGCUGCUUCACAAAUUUGCCAGAUCUUCUCAUUUCUCUUGCACUUCCCCCAUUGUGGUAUAAACACCAUGACUGCGUGUUUGUGUGUUGGAAUAGAUGCUGGAAAAUGAACUGUCAGGUUAUGUGACGUCCUGACUGAUCACUAAUGGUUGUCAUGGAGAUUACCGGAAUACAACUCAAAGUUCCGUCCGUUUCGAUAAGGGUGUUUUUUUGUAUUGUUUCAAAGCACUUUCC
Messenger RNA from Acipenser ruthenus (sterlet), 6005 nucleotides. RefSeq names its product Kruppel-like factor 1. Gene Ontology annotation, biological process: regulation of transcription by RNA polymerase II. Gene Ontology annotation, molecular function: RNA polymerase II cis-regulatory region sequence-specific DNA binding; DNA-binding transcription factor activity, RNA polymerase II-specific. Bases 109 to 1173 code for a protein of 354 amino acids. Lineage: Eukaryota; Metazoa; Chordata; Actinopteri; Acipenseriformes; Acipenseridae. The transcript has 4 exons. The record is from RefSeq and is a predicted model, not a curated record.